Austrofundulus limnaeus is the source of this 2140-nucleotide messenger RNA. It is a transcript of the gene gabra6a, whose product is annotated as gamma-aminobutyric acid type A receptor subunit alpha6a. The record is from RefSeq and is a predicted model, not a curated record. The transcript is spliced from 10 exons. Gene Ontology annotation, cellular component: membrane. Lineage: Eukaryota; Metazoa; Chordata; Actinopteri; Cyprinodontiformes; Rivulidae. Gene Ontology annotation, biological process: monoatomic ion transmembrane transport. Gene Ontology annotation, molecular function: GABA-A receptor activity; extracellular ligand-gated monoatomic ion channel activity. Bases 135 to 1448 code for a protein of 437 amino acids.
UUACCGCUCUUGCCUGGGUGACUUCAGUUUCAUUACACAGUCACUGUAACGACACAUAAAAGGAAACUUGCUCUAUUUAUAUCUAAAUUUCACAUAACUUAAAUUUUUACUGAAAAGUUGAUCAUUUGCCAAACAUGGCCGUUGCCUCGUUAACUUUGGUUGCUUUUCUCUGCUGGAUCAGUGUAGCUAAUGUACAAGGAAGUGAAAAAAUAGACUCAGACAACAUCACUCGCAUUUUGGAUAGACUUUUGGAUGGUUACGAUAACAGACUGCGACCUGGUUCUGGAGGUGGAAUUACAGAAGUGAAAACGGACAUUUUUGUCACCAGCUUUGGGCCAGUUUCAGAUGUUGAGAUGGAAUACACCAUGGACAUGUUUUUCCGUCAGAUGUGGGUGGACGAGAGGCUCAAAUUUGAUGGUCCCACUGAAAUUUUGCGUUUGAACAACAAAAUGGUGGAAAAGAUUUGGACACCGGACACUUUCUUUAGGAAUUCCAGGAAGUCCAUUUCCCACAACAUGACCACACCCAACAAGCUCUUCCGCAUCAUGCAGAACGGGACUGUCCUCUACACCAUGAGACUAACAAUCAAUGCAGAGUGUCCAAUGAAUCUCAUGGACUUCCCCAUGGACGGUCACUCUUGUCCUCUUAGGUUUGGAAGCUAUGGAUUCACCAGCAGCGAAAUUCGUUUCACCUGGAGAAAAGGGCUAAAAUCGUCUGUUGAUUGCCCCAAAGAGUCAAUAAGUCUUCUUCAGUACGAUCUUGUGGGACAGACAUUGUCCAGUGAGACAGUGAAGUCCAACACGGGUCACUACUCUGUGCAGGUGGUCCAUUUCCACCUGCAGAGGAAACUUGGCUACUACCUCAUCCAGACUUAUAUCCCUCUUAUAAUGAUCGUGGUCUUGUCACAAGUCUCAUUUUGGAUCAACAAGGAGUCCGUUCCUGCUCGCACGGUCGCCGGCAUCACCACAGUGCUGACCAUGACCACCUUGAGCAUCAGCGCCCGCCAGUCUUUGCCCAAAGUUUCCUACGCRACAGCCAUGGAUUGGUUCAUCGCCGUGUGUUUUGCCUUUGUGGCGUCCGCGCUGGUUGAAUUCGCCGCAGUGAACUACUUUGCCACAUUGCAGGCGAACCGGCUGAAGAAGGAGAAAGCCAGACAAGACAAACUGGAGGUGCUGGCCGCUGGCAGCGAGGACGACGACACCAUUUCGUCGGACAGCAGCCCUCAGGGAGGCCUGAAGAGGAGAAACCACUCCGUGAGCUACAGCGAGCCUCACUUACCCAUUUUCCUCCAGCAGGGUUCAGCUUUUCCUCAGUUCCCACAGCUGGCCGGGACGAGCCAGAUCGACGUCUACGCUCGCGUCCUCUUUCCGCUGACCUUUGCCCUCUUCAACCUGGUUUAUUGGUACAUCUACCUGGCCAACGACACCAUGCCAACGGCCAGGGAAUGAAUCUCGCUAACUAACGGAGAGAUCUCUGAGAGGGGAGGGCACAACAACCUGAGCAACCCGAGAGACCAUCCACCAAGCUCCCAGCGUUCACUUUAUUCCUGUCCAACAGAGGGAACGAAUCAGAAACUCAUUCAUACUCCGCUGCCCACUCGUGUCCCAAUCAGCGACUGAAGAGACGUCCCGACCUUCACGCAGCCGGGACCCCUCGGCCACUUCAUACCCAACAGUCACCUCCCCAAGCCGAGGCUGUCGCCGCCCGCCACGUUGGGCAAAAGUARGCUCAGACACUGAGAACUGCAUGGAAAAGAGAUGAAGAUGAUAUAAUGGGUGAGGGCUGUAACUGGUGGUGAUGCAACUGUGAACCAACGCUUUCAGAGGCCUGCCCUCUACAGCGGCACGGCUCGCUCUGCAGCCACAUCAAAGGCAGCUCAGAGGAGGCUCGCACCCCCUCGCACAGCUUCAAAAAUACGCUCGGCAGACGCAGGUUGACUCAGUUUGGAGCGUGGGGCCCUCCACUCUUCAUCCCUUUUAUUGUUUUUUUAGAUACUUGCAUUUGUCUUGUUGCUACAUGUUGUUGUUUUUUUGUUUCAAGAUCAGAAGGAUCUUGGUUUUCUUGAUCUGCAGUUAUCUUGUGUUUCUGAUGUUUUUAUGCUCUUUUCUUCUAUGUUGAAUAAAUAUUAUGCAAAAUGUGA